AUAUAAAGAGUGACAAACACAGAGGCAGUCACCUCACUCUGCUCUUACAAACCAGCCUGCCUCCAGAGAUAACGACAGACGACCUCGACUUAAAACAUGGCUUCAUGGUGUGAUGUCAAGCUCUUCCUGUGCAUCCUCGUUGUCACCUGCUGCUGCACCGAGACACAGGCACAGAUGCCCUCUGACUGCUGCUUGACUGUCACAAACAAAACCAUUGCAGCACAACUCAUCGCUGACUACUAUCACCAGCCCAGUGGACGUGGCUGCUCUGUCGAGGCCAUAAUCUUUGUGACCAGACGUGAGAGGAAACUCUGCGUUCAGCCUCAAGAGUCGUGGGUCGAGGAUGUGAAAGUCCACGUGGACAAGCUGAGGAAAUUCUGCAAGGAUUACAACUACAAGCCCCAACGCUGCAAUGGAGUGAAGCCAAACUCAAGACGUGCAAAUUAAAGACGAAAUGAAGAAUGUAAAAGCAGUUACUGCGAUUCCUCCUCUAGCUAAAUGAAUGUCUCUGUGUAAAUAUGCAUUGUAUAUAUAUAUGUAUGCAUAUAUACAUACAUAUAUAACUGUGUUUAUUGGUUGAUAAUUUUUUUUGUCACUUUACUCUGUCAGGACUGAAACUAAAUAAAUGGCCUUCAACUCA
This is a messenger RNA of Mugil cephalus (flathead mullet), 640 nucleotides long. Its product is annotated as monocyte chemotactic protein 1B-like. Lineage: Eukaryota; Metazoa; Chordata; Actinopteri; Mugiliformes; Mugilidae. The record is from RefSeq and is a predicted model, not a curated record. Bases 97 to 447 code for a protein of 116 amino acids. Gene Ontology annotation, molecular function: chemokine activity; CCR chemokine receptor binding. The transcript has 4 exons. Gene Ontology annotation, cellular component: extracellular region. Gene Ontology annotation, biological process: monocyte chemotaxis; cellular response to tumor necrosis factor; positive regulation of GTPase activity.